Molecule: messenger RNA, 855 nt
Organism: Condylura cristata (star-nosed mole)
Lineage: Eukaryota; Metazoa; Chordata; Mammalia; Eulipotyphla; Talpidae
Gene: IL18
Product: interleukin 18
Exons: 6
Coding region: 144-746 (200 amino acids)
Biological process (GO): inflammatory response; immune response
Molecular function (GO): cytokine activity
Source: RefSeq, a predicted model, not a curated record
AGCGAUGCGUUCUGUUCGCCAAUGCAUUCCUGCUCCAGCGGCCUCAGAGUUUGCCACCUUCCUAGGUCGGUACAGCAUCAAGAACAGGAAAGACAGCUCACACUCCUCGGGUCGCUUCCUCUCGUAUUGAGCACGGGGUAAAGAUGUCUGCUGAAGUACUAGACGACAACUGCAUCAACUUUGUGAAAAUGAAAUUUAUUAACAAUACUCUUUAUUUUGAAGCUGAAAAUGAUGAAAACCUGGAAUCAGAUUACUUCCGCAAGCUUGAAUCUAGAGUCUCAGUCAUUCGCGAUGUGGACAACCAAGUUCUCUUCUUUGACAACAGAUGUCAGGCUGUGUUUGAAGACAUGACUGAUUAUGAAUGUGAAGAAAAUGAAGACCAGACCAAGUUUAUAAUGUGUGUAUACAAGGACAGCUUCACCAGAGGUAUGGCGACAGCCAUCUCUGUGAAGUAUAAGAAAAUGUUUACUCUCUUCUGUACAGAGAGGGGAAAAGCUACCUUUAAGGAAAUGAAUCCUCCUCAAGAUAUUAGUGAUGAACAAAGCGCCAUGAUAUUCUUCCAGAGAGCUGUUCCAGGACAUCAUGAUAAGGUGCAAUUUGAGUCUUCAUUGUACAAAGGAUGCUUUCUAGCUUGUCAAAAAGAAAAUGAUCUUUUCAGACUCAUGUUGAAAGAAGGUGGUAACUCUGCGGAUAAAUCUCUAAUGUUCAGUGUUAAAAUCAAAAGUAAAACCGCAUUAACUCUUUAAGUUUUGUUUUUUGCAAGGCCUGCAUGUUUGAGCACGAUAUUGUAAGGUAACAUAUGUAAUGGAUACUUUUAACAAAAAAAUAAACUUGUACCCUGAAAAUUUCAAAACA